This is a messenger RNA of Trypanosoma cruzi, 3318 nucleotides long. RefSeq lists its product as uncharacterized. Gene Ontology annotation, biological process: mitochondrial tRNA 3'-end processing. Lineage: Eukaryota; Euglenozoa; Kinetoplastea; Trypanosomatida; Trypanosomatidae. The coding region runs from base 1 to 3318 and encodes 1105 amino acids. The transcript has a single exon. Gene Ontology annotation, cellular component: mitochondrion. The record is from RefSeq and is a predicted model, not a curated record. Gene Ontology annotation, molecular function: 3'-tRNA processing endoribonuclease activity.
AUGGCAGCGGAGUACAUUCAGCUAGUCGGUACAGAUGUGCCUGGUAGUUACGGCAGCUGCUGCUUCAGUGGCCAGGUGCAACACGAGGCGCUGCGCUGCCCCACGCAGCCAUUGGCACUUUCUUCUCCAUCACCGACACCGUCAACGGGGGUGGCCACGGCAGUGAACGGCGAUGGCCAGCUUUUGUUUUUCAACUGCCCAGAGGGUACGCAGCGUUUCAGCUCCGAGGCGAAUAUGCGGCUGGUGCGCACGCGCGGCUUCUUUUUUACUCGGUGGGCCGUCUCGGCGGUGAUGGGCAUGCCAGGGCUCCUGUUCACAAUCAAUGAUGCCGGUGUUCGGCAUGCCAACUUCUUUGGCCCAAGCAGUUAUUCCCUAACUGUGGAGGACGGUGAUGGGGCCCAGACGCAGCAACCACCGUUUUCUGCAGGGCUGGAGGGCAUGCUGGGGGCAUUGCGACUGCACUACUUUUGGUACAGGACGAUGAGUUUCCAGCAGCUUCGCGUGGGAGCCGUGCUGCGCCAGUUGCCAACUGCAUUGCCGUGGAACUACGUGUGCGAGGUGCCACUGCACCCCUUGGAAGAAGGAGAGGGAGGAACUUCUGCUGAUCCACAUGACAUGCCAUCAUCGUCAUCUUCUGCAUCAUCCUUCUUUGUUUUGGCGUUGCUACUGAGCUCAACGAGCGCCCUCCUGGGCUUCCGCGUUUCGCGCAAGGCGUCAACACCAUCUGAAGAGACGUACGGCUACGCCAUUCUGCACGCACCCAAGGCGUGUUUUGAUCCGAAACGUGCAAAGGCGUUCGGUGUACCGCCGGGGCCCAUGUACGGUCAGCUUAAACAAGGCAUUGGUGUUUGGAUAGACGACGAACAGAGUCCUCCUUGUGUGGCCCAUCCCGCAGAGAAGUCACGCCGUUUUAUUCAUCCACGCAGCGUGAAACAGGCGACGGUGGGUAGUCGAUGCAUGUACGUCUCACUCGUGCUCGACGGGGAUGACAGCGGGGAGGUUGCGGAGGCGUUGGAGUCGCUCUUUGGUCGUGACGCAUCGAACCGUGGGGAUCAGCAGGAGGAGGGAGUGACUGCUGACGCGGAAAGCGAGAGGCUGCGAAGUGGUGAGCUUCGCCGGUUUCUCGUGCAGUGGCAGCCAUUCCUGUUGUUUUGUGAUGACGACCACGCCGCGUCGGGGGAGGCGACAGUCACGGCACAUCCACCGAUGGAGCGGACGCUUGUGCUCAGGCAUGUUGUGCAUGUGCAGUGCUCCGAUUUCUUUUCUUCGUUCGCGGCAGGCGCCGCGGGUUCGGUCGAGGCCCAUUAUGUCACAUCUAUCUUUACACGUGUGCAGCGUGAGGUUCGGGAGCAGGCAGUUGAGUCUUUCCGCCAUGACAGAUAUGGCGGUGACUCCGUUCUCGCUGCGGGAGCCAAAACUGGAACGAUGCAUCACUUUUGCGCCGUUGUGCAGCAGCAGUUCUCCGCUUUUCCCACCGCUCUCGCACACCGCUAUCAUCUCAACUGUAUUGCCAAUGCGCAGUUCCCCAUAACACUCCCAUCUGCGGGAGAAAAGGAGCAUGAAAGGAUGAAGGAGGAAACCGGCCGAAUAUGGCCGUACGCCGUGAAGCAUCUGUUAAUUCCUCCAGAGGCUGCCGGGCACAUCCCACACAACAAAUACAAUUUGGCCACGAAGGGUCCCGCCUUUCAUGUUGCGACGUUUUCUUCGUUGGUCCCUGGCAGCAAGCAACAGAAAAGGAAGGGCGGCAAUUCGAACAAGGAGGAUGUGUCAGUUCUGCUGCGGUACCCGACGGCACGCUCGGCUGUGGACAUGCUCUCACAAGAAUUUCGCUCUAUCGCUCGUAGAGUAAAUGAACAAAUGCAAAGUGUAUUGCUGUCUCCUUCUUCUUUUUCCUCGGUUUUUCAUCAUUCUCAUGGUGAUACCCACGACAAUUUCCAUGGCAUUUGUGGCCAUAAAGACAGCGGCAAUACGUGGCAUCUUGACGGCGGGGGGGCCCUGACGUUUUUGGGCACAGGCUCCGCCAUGCCAAGUAAGUAUCGCAACGUGAGUGGAACGUACCUGGAGGUGAUGUAUCAGGCUCGGAGCAGCACAACCCUUUCCCGGGCUGUUGUUGUGUUGGAUUUUGGUGAGGGGAAUGCGGGGCAGCUGGCGAUCUUUUGGGGCAAUGGCUUUGCUCAGGCACUUUUUCAGUUCUUUAAUGAUUUGGUAUUUGUGUUUAUUUCUCACGCACACGCCGAUCAUCACCUUGGGCUGAUGACGCUUCUUGAAUUGCGACAUCGCGUACGUUUGCAGGUGGAAAAACAGGAUUCAAUUUACAGCGGCAAUCUGAAUGAGCCUCUGCUUGUCGUAUGCCCGCAGGAGGUGCAUGAGUUUUUGCAGGAUACAUGGGGACGCUGUACGGCGUACCGGCAAUGGUUAGAGGAGGAGGUCGUUUAUGAUGUAUUUCCGGCCGAACGACAUCGGGUCGGUGAGGCUCCCGCCACAUCGGUGCUUCUGCCGCGUCUCAACGCGGUGUGUGCACGUCUUGACGAAAAGACGGCAGCAACAAACCAUUCAGAAAGUCAUGGAGCGUCACCGCCAGUGUGGGGUGCUGAAGUUUUUCCGGUGGAUCACCCUGCCAAUGCACACGCACUGCUCUUGCGCUUUCCCGCCCCAAUGGGGGCUACGACCGCGUCUCGUGUCUUUCUCUUUUCGGGCGACACACGACCGUCCCCGCUUCUUAUUGAGCGCUGUCGAAAGUUUACGAGAUGGACUUGCCGUGUCCAUGAGCAACGGGAAGAAGAACCGAAAGAGGAAGGGGAUGAUGGUCCAGGCGUGUUUCUCUGCCUCCAUGAGGCCACAUUUGGCGAGGACUGCGGGGAGGAGGCGGUACAAAAAUGUCAUUCCACUUUACCAGAGGCGCUGCAGGUGGCGGCGGCAAUCCGUGCGGAGCAUGUCGUACUUAAUCACUUCUCGCAACGGUACCCGAAGCUGCCGGGGCUCAUGAAGUCGCAGCUGAACGGAAGGGACGUUGACUUGCAUUGCAAGCGACGGAAACCGCGACCGCCGGAUGCAUUGACAGCCCUGACUGAAUCGAGUCUCUCUGAAGAGGCCGUGAAGUCACUUGAAGACGUCCAGAGGGGAGAAACCCCGAAAAGAAAGCCGCUGGAUACCCCAAGCUCCGGGGAACUGAAGAUGUGUUUUGGAUUUGACUUUAUGCGGCUCUCCUUUGCGUCGCUGGAGAGUCAACAGACGGCACAGCUGACGCCCCUUUUCGUGCAGCUGCUGGAGGAGUACGAGUCGUGGGGCGUUGGUACGACGAAACGGCUACGCGGGUAA